Molecule: messenger RNA, 125 nt
Organism: Strongylus vulgaris
Lineage: Eukaryota; Metazoa; Nematoda; Chromadorea; Rhabditida; Strongylidae
Source: the annotation of a GenBank genome assembly
AUGCAGCUUCUGAUGCAGCGCUAUGAGUCGGCUCUUCGACGUAGCUCAUGUCCGUCAAGUGCUCCAAGGCCAACUCGCCCAGCUCGUCGUUACCAGCCUAAUAUGCGCAAUGGUGAGCGUUGACU